Tremella mesenterica DSM 1558 is the source of this 519-nucleotide messenger RNA. RefSeq lists its product as uncharacterized. The transcript is spliced from 5 exons. Gene Ontology annotation, cellular component: mitochondrion. NCBI's taxonomy places the organism in Eukaryota, Fungi, Basidiomycota, Tremellomycetes, Tremellales, Tremellaceae. The record is from RefSeq and is a predicted model, not a curated record. Bases 1 to 519 code for a protein of 172 amino acids. Gene Ontology annotation, biological process: FMN biosynthetic process; riboflavin biosynthetic process. Gene Ontology annotation, molecular function: riboflavin kinase activity.
AUGGCACCUCUAUCAAGAGAAAACAGACCUUCCAUAGUAGGUCCUGAAGUUCCUGAGAAACCUUAUCCUAUUUCGUUGAAAGGUAUCGUUUCACCUGGUUUUGGUAGAGGUGCAAGGUUUUUAGGUAUUCCUACUGCCAACUUACCUGAUUCUUCACUUCACCCACUAGAAGUAUUAAACCAUAAAACUGGAAUCUAUUACGGUUUCGCACAAGGUAGGAAAAGGUUGAUAGAAGAUGAUACUAAAGUUUGGCCAAUGGUCAUGAGUAUAGGAUGGAAUCCUUAUUUCAAGAAUGAAAAAGUGACGGCGGAAGUACAUAUAAUGCACGCAUUCGCACAUGAUUUCUAUGGACAUGAUAUGUCUGUUUUGAUACUUGGAUAUAUACGUCCUGAAUUAGAUUACGUUUCCAAGGAAGCCCUUAUUGCAGAUAUCCAAACAGACGUAAAGGUCGCCCUGAACUCUCUGGCCAGGGAAGGUUACGCCGUCUAUGCUAAAGAUCCAUUCUUCGCUACUCCCUGA